Molecule: messenger RNA, 6529 nt
Organism: Polistes canadensis
Lineage: Eukaryota; Metazoa; Arthropoda; Insecta; Hymenoptera; Vespidae
Gene: fab1
Product: 1-phosphatidylinositol 3-phosphate 5-kinase
Exons: 13
Coding region: 216-6425 (2069 amino acids)
Biological process (GO): phosphatidylinositol metabolic process; intracellular signal transduction
Molecular function (GO): ATP binding; metal ion binding; 1-phosphatidylinositol-3-phosphate 5-kinase activity
Source: RefSeq, a predicted model, not a curated record
UAUAAAUAAUUUUGAGAUUAUAAACGUCGCAGAUAUUUCAUUUAAGAAACCAUAAACAGAGGACGCUUUUACUGAGAUUAUUUAAUACUCUAACGUCAGUACAAAUGUCAAUAGUACUGUAAAUUUUAGGAAAUAGUGUCUUAUGUAAGAUUUUCUUUAAAAAUGUAUAUAGAUAGAUAACAUAAAUUAAAAGAAAAAAAAAAACUAAAAAGACAAUGAACAAGAAUAUGAACUCACCGUCAAAGUUGACGGAAUUUGCACCGUUGAGUCCAGAAGAAAGUCAACCUGUUGUUGCUUCACUUUUUUCUAAAUUCUUCAAUUUUAACAAAAGUCCUCAAAAUGUUGAUGGCUCCAUCAUCUUUCCUAAUAAUGAUGAACAAAGUUCUUCUGAUUCUGAUUCCUGGAAACAAUCGGAGAGUGCAGAAAAGACACCGGAAGAAGAUACUUCUAGUAUAAUUAAUUUCCCAUUAGACACACAUGAAGGUCGUAGCUUACCAAGCGUUUUGAAACGUAUAAGAAAUAUUGUAGCUUCCAAGAGCAGCAAUCUGAGAUCAUAUAAAGAUUCUGAACUUAGGAGUUACUGGAUGCCAGAUAGCGUAAGCAAACAAUGUUAUGAAUGCGGUGAAAGAUUCACUACUUUUCGUAGAAGACAUCACUGUCGUGUUUGUGGUCAAAUAUUUUGUUCAAAAUGUUGCUCCGAUCAAAUUCCAGGAAAAAUAAUGGGAUGUACUGGUGAUCUUAGAGUAUGUACAUAUUGUUGCAAAGUGGUUUUGUCGUACUUGCAAUCAUCCGACAUGAGAAGCGAUUUAUCAGCAGAUCUCAAAGCAUUGCAGGAAGAUCUUCAAGUAAAAUAUGGUAACGAUUCUCCACCUUUAACACAGAAAAACUUAUCUGAAUGUACAGAAGGUGAAACUUCCAUUUGUAGAAAACCAAGCGUUGGUUACAUGGAAGAAAAAUAUGCUGUUGGACGAUCGGCGAAUAGUUAUUUAACACCACAAGAAUGUUCACUUGCUUUACAAAAUUCAGCAUCGCUAAGAGUAAUUUAUGAAGAAUUAUUCAGAUCAUGUCAAGCAAUUUUAUUACAAACGCACAGAAUUCGUUUGAAAAGUUAUCAUAAUUGCUUCAUAGCAAGUGAAUUAGUAAAUUGGAUGAUAGCACAGAAUAAAGCAGCAAAUAGGGUGCAAGCUACUGCUAUAGGUCAAGCAUUACUUGAAGCAGGUUUUAUAGAACCUAUUACUUCUGAGAAUGUUUUCAGUGAUACAGCAGCUAUAUUUAAACCAGUCCAAUUAUCUCAAAUGCAAAGUACAGAUUUAUUAACAGAACAUCAAACCACUUGUGAUGCACAGGAACCUGCAUGGGUAAAAACUAUUUCUCAACAUGAUUCAACUACAGAUUCUGAAAGCGAGUCGAAACCAUCAAAUUUAGUUCAACAACCUAGUGGUCGCUUGCCAUCCUCAAGUUCGAGUUUUUAUUUAGAUUUAAAUGUAGAAGCAUCCACUGUCACAUUGAAAAGACCAACGUCUGAGGAUUUAACAACAAUUUCUAUAGACAGUAACGAUGGAGUUAUAGAACAGAAAGAAGUAAACCUAAAAUCUCAUGAAUGUAAUUUUAAAGUAUCCGAUGAUCUUUUAAGUGACACGUUUCAAGUACAAGAAAUUAAAGAAAAAAGUGGUUGGCAUAAAGUAUCUAAUCUUCGAUCUACGUUUGGAGAGAUGAGUGCCUAUAACUGUUUAACAUCUGCGUACAAGCAACAUGAAGAUUCAUUGAUUAAACAACUUCUUAAUAAAGAAGGUUUAUCUCAAAUUUGGUCUGAAGUUAUAUUAAAUAUUGCACAUCAAAUAGUGGAUCACGUUAGGCCUGAUCUAAAUCACAAUGCUGAUGAUUUAGACAUUCGACAUUAUGUACAAAUAAAAAAGUGUACCGGAGGUAAUAAGGAUGAAUGUGAAAUAGUAUCAGGAGUAGUUUGUACCAAAAAUGUAGCUCAUCGUGGAAUGAACGCAAUGAUUGCUCAUCCGAAAAUUUUAUUAUUACAAUGUGGACUAAUGUACCAACGUGUAGAAGGCAAAUUAUUAAGUUUGGAACCUGUGAUGAUGCAGGAGAACGAAUAUUUGGGUCAUACUGUAGCUAGAAUCACAGCUCUUGGACCUGAUAUAGUUCUUGUUCAUCGAUCUGUUUCUAGACUAGCGCAAGAUAGAUUCAGAGAAUGUGGCGUUACUCUUAUUUUAAAUGUUAAAUUAAGCGUACUGGAACGGAUAGCCAGAUGCACAGGUGCAAAUAUUGUAAAUACUGUUGAUGCUCAUAUUAGUGCUCGUUACAUGCUUGGUACAUGUAAAAAGUUUUAUUUACGUAAUUUUCCUAACGAUAAAAAUGGGAUAAAAACAUUGAUGUAUUUUGAGGGUUGUGCAAAUGCACAUUUGGGAACUACUAUCUUACUACGAGGUGGAUCUUUACCAGAAUUAAAGAAGGUCAAAAAUGUUACAUCUACGAUGAUAUUCGCUGCAUAUUCCUGGCGUCUAGAAAAAUCUUUUCUCAUGGAUGAAUUUGCAAGACCACUUUCUCCAAAAGACAAUUCUUUCUUAGAUGAAACAACCAAGAAAAAUAAUUCAGAUAGCAAAAAUAAUGAACAAUUAUUAAUUACCAAAGGAAAAGAUGACGUUGAAACUUUGCCAAAUAUUGAAAAUAACGAAGGCAUGGAUACCAAAGAGAAUAUAAAGUUAUUACAAAUUUAUGAUACCGGAAAUAUUUCUAGCAAUGAGCGGGGUAUAGAUAAAACAUAUCCAAUUAAUCGUAACACGUUUAUGAAAGAUGAAGAUAUGGAAAACCCCAGUGGAAAUGAUCAUUUAUUAAACUCUGCUGCCCUUAAACAGAUAUCUUCUAUGUUGAACGAAGACUGUGAUCCUUAUGACACUUUGAAAUUAUUUAAAACAAAAACCAGAUCCAAUACCAAUGAUUCAAAAGAUUUCGAACAAUCUUCUAAAGACAUAACUCAAUGUUAUAGCAACUCGAAUGUUCCUUUGAGUACUCUUAAAGGUAAUACAGAUAUACAAAAUAUUUCAUUUAAUUCUGGAAAUAAUCUAGAAAUAAAAUCAGGAGAACAAAGUAACGUAUCAAGAUGUGUUGAAGAAAAACGUAUUUAUGGUGAAUCUAUCAGUGAUCAUAGUGACCCGCUGCAUCAAUAUUUAAACGAAGACGAAGAAGAUGUCUUUCAUCAAAUUAGUCCAAAUGGACAAUACCUGAGUGUUGCUGACUUACCAUUAUUAAAUAAGUUUAAAAAAGCUUUAGAAGGUACAGUUCUCAGUGUUUCGCCUUAUUUAAAAUUUUCAGUACCUUAUUUAGAGACCGAACCUGGACGGAAUUGUGUUUUAAGAAGUUUCUUUCCAAGAGAAAUUUUUUAUUCCGAACAAUUCUUAGAUAAAACGAAGGAAGCAAGAAUUAGUAACGUUUCUGUGGAACAAAAUUUAUCUGAUAAACCUCUGUUGAAUUUAAAACUUAAACCUAGACAUCCAUUCAUAGAAGCAAAAUUAACAACAGAUGUUGAAAGCAAAGAAGUACAGGCACUUUUAGCCCAUUUCAGAGCUUGCGGAAAUCGAUUGAAUCCAACGAAUAAUGUUCUGGUAGAAAAGCAACAACAAAACGUACAAGUAGAGACUACUGAACCAAAAUCUAUCUGGCCAGACUGUUUGGAUCCUGUUAAUCAUCAACGUUUGUCUGUAUUAUUCUGUAGCUUGUCACAUAUCGGUAAUGAUACUCCAUCUUUUUGUGUAUAUCCUUGGACUGUUAACAUGGAUCUAUAUGGACGGAAUGAUAUAGCAUUGGGAUGUUUUCUAGAACGUUAUUGUUUAACAUCAGAAUACAAAUGUCGUGCAAAAACUUGUCGUGCACAAAUUGCACAACAUGUCAGACGAUUUGUUCACGAUGGUGGCUGUGUAAGAAUUAGCUUAAGGGAAAUAAAUUCUGAACCUUUCGGUCAAGAAAAUAGUAAUCAAAUUCUUAUGUGGAGCAAAUGUAUAAAAUGUAAAAGUGUUUCACCGGUCGUACCAAUGUCAGAUGAUACUUGGUCUCUAUCUUUUGCUAAAUACCUCGAAUUAAAAUUUCAUGGUAGUUCGUACAUGAGAAGGGGUGCUGACAAUUGUCAACAUUCUCUUCAUCAUGAUCAUUAUCAAUAUUUCACGAGGAAAAAUAUGUUGGCCGUAUUCAAGUACACUAAGAUUUCUCAAUGGGAGAUAUCUUUACCACCACCAGUUAUAAACAUUAUUUAUGAUCCAAAGCAGCAUGCUAAUGUUAUCGAAGAGAUGAAAAGUAUGGCUUUAAAAGGGGAUGACGUUUUUUCGUGUAUAAGAGAAAAAUUAAAUUCGUUGCAAAUAGACGCUGAAAAUAUAAAUGCUGCUAAACAACAGAUGAUGAAAGAUCAACAAUAUUUCAAAAAUAAAAUAGAGGAAAUACAAUUGAAAUUAACUUCUCCGACUUUAGAAAAUAAAAAACUUGAAGGGAAGAUUUCGGAAAAACAGGUACAAAUUCUUAUGUAUAGAAUCGAAGAUGGUAUCGUCAUAUUAAAAAGAUUGAUUUCCGAAGCUGUGUCUACCUGGAACGCAAGAAUUUUAGAGAUCUCAACUAAAAAGAAAGAUGAACGAACAAAAAAGUUCAUCGAACGAUCUAUGACAACUGGUAGCAGUGGUAUGAUAGAUACUGAUGGAUAUAUAACAGAGGACACUGCAUCAGAAUCACAAUUGGAGGAUAUGAGUCCUAUGUCGGCUGAUUAUAAUGCAGUAGAUGCAAUUGCAAUCGCACAAAAUGAUUUGCAGAGUAUAGACAUCAUGGAAAAUUCGGAUAACGAAAUUCCAGAGAUUAAUAAUCCUGAAGAUAUCAUUACUGUGCAGGGAUCACCCAAAAUGCAUCAGAGAUCUUAUUCGGAUGUCUUACCUUUGACAUCGGAAGACAUGCCUGAUAAAAAGAAAAAGAAGAAGACGAUCUUGUCUCAAUUAUUACCUUCUGUUUCCGUAACUCAACCAAUAGCUAAUCCAUUAGGACCACUGGAACAUACUUUACUUCCACUUGGAUCUGUUGUACCAGUAGUUGUCUACGAAUCAGAGUUAUCUUCUAUAAUAGCCUAUGCAUUGGAUUCUCAUGAUUACAAACAUUCUCUGCAAGAAUUACUUCGUACAACAAAAGGUCCAGAAUUAAAUUCCAGUCCAUUAAACAAACGUAAAUUUUCUGAGAACAAGGAAAAUACAUUAGAAUUAACACAAUCAGGAGAUUUCAAGAGACCAUCGGUAUUAUCUUUCUUAAGAGGAAACAGUCCAAAUCCUACUAGUCCAAUAGAAUCCGAUAAAAAUGUUUCAAGCGUGGAAUCAAUAGUACAAAAUUGUAAUGUUUCGACGGAAACAGACGAGGACAAGAAACAAGUGAAACAGCAAAAUUUCAUCGAAGUUCAGUUCAAUGAUACAACGACUAAUUUUUAUUGUAGGAUAUACUUUCCGGCUCAAUUUUCUGCUUUAAGAAAGAACGUUUUACCUUGUGGAGAAGAUGGAUAUACUAGAAGUUUGAGUAGGACUGUUCAAUGGGCAGCUAGGGGUGGAAAAAGUGGGAGUGCUUUUUGUAAAAGUAGAGACGAUCGAUUUAUCAUAAAGGAAAUGUCCAAACUAGAGAUGCAAAUAUUUCGAAGAUUUGCACCGAAUUAUUUUGCUUAUAUGGAGAAGUGUCAGCAAAUGAAACAACCGACGUUAUUAGGAAAGAUAGUCGGUGUUUAUAGAGUAUCCUUCAAAAAUGAUACGACUAACAAUGGAAUAAGAACGAGUGUUUUGGUAAUGGAGAAUUUAUUUUAUAAUCGAGAAAUCACAGACAAGUUUGAUUUGAAGGGAUCUAUAAGGAAUCGACUGGCAAAUCCAGAUGAUACAGACCACGAAGGGGAAUUAGUUUUGUUAGAUGAAAAUUUAUUGAAUAUGAGCUGCGACUCACCUUUAUAUAUCAGAUCUCAUUCCAAGGCUGUGUUAAAUAAAGCGAUUGAAAGCGACACCAAAUUUUUAGCAGACAAUUCUGUUAUGGAUUAUUCGUUAUUAGUAGGAUUGGAACCGAGUUCAGGUGAACUUGUUUUAGGUAUAAUAGGUAUGUGUAUUAUUUUUCUUAUUGCGCAUAAGCAUAAUAUAUACAUACGUACAUACAUACAUACACAUACAAGUUUGACAUAUUUUAUUAAAAAUGUUUCUAAUUAUUGCUAUUCUGCAUCAGAUUAUAUAAGGACGUUCACAUGGGAUAAAAAAUUAGAAACAAUGGUGAAGAAAUCCGGCAUAUUAGGUGGGCAAGGAAAAUUACCAACCAUAAUCUCGCCGGAGGAAUACCGAGCUAGAUUUAUAGCAGCGAUGCAUCGUUAUUUUCUACCAGUACCAGAUAGAUGGUCUGAUCUAGGCAGAGGUGUUGAAACAAUCUGAUGAAAGAUAUAGAGCAAAAAUCAGAAUGAAAAUUAUCAAUUUUCAAUAUUGUCAUCGUAUAUAUCCAUUGUAUAUACAUUUUCUACAUAAAACGGAUACAUAUA